CUUUAGAUCCACGUACAGCUCAUGUGUAUUACAAUACUGUAUGCCCAACGUCUGUGUGACAUCAUUGUACAUGUGAUUCUAUGCUACAUGGAACUACUGCUACAAUUCAGUAUCACAACAUUGGUCAGAUUGUCAGUUAUGAUUCUGAUGAGUGAUGUUGUGUAGCUUGUGCUUCUACCACACAAGUACCAUGAAAAAUACAUUGUUUUGCAGCUUUUCGUUGGAUCAGCAGAGCAAGUAGUCCGAUAGUCCUGUGGAGUUGACUACUACGUCAACUACACAUGGUACAUGUACGCAGUGAGCUUGCGGCGUUUAUAACGCACACAGUGAGCAGGGAAUUUGUAACUGUAUCGCGCACUUGUUUACCUAGCUAAACAUCGACAAUAUGGCUAAGGAUAUGAACACGCUACGGGCGGUCUACACUGUGUUCCUCUACACAUGUUCCUUCCUUUGUACCAUUCGUGUUGUCUGUGGUCAAUUUCACUGUUAUUGUAACUCACCACGCUGUGCAUCUUAUAACUACAUGUGCGAAUCUCAACUUGGCUGUUACUCCCAGCUUGUAGACAGUGAUGUUGAGUCCGAUGAUCCUUAUCUUCAUGGAUGUAUCGAGUCAAUCACGAUGGAGAAAUGUGAAGAGAUUGCCAGGGCUAAUGAAUCCACAUCUACCCCUGCUCCCGAGACCGAAUCAGCUAGAUUUCAGGAGUUAGCAUGCUGCUUUGAGAGUAUGUGUAACAAUGUAGACGGGUCGAAGGUCAGGACGGGUCAAGACAGGCCAAAUCAAGAAUAUAAGUUGAUUGAUGAUCACUACACGCAACCUUAUGAAGCAGUUAGUGACCAGGCAGUGUGGUUCCGAGCUGCAGUGAUUGCAGUUCCCAUCGCUGGGGCUUGUAUCUUAAUUGGGCUCAUCUUAAUUGCUGCACGCAUGCUCAGAAGCGAAGAUAAACAAUUCACCAAACUAAACGUGGAUGUUCGACAGAGGGCGAUAUUACGGACUCACAACGCACAUAAUACGACUAUUCAGAGAGCACCGCAGUUUCUCGAUAAUUCUCGCUUGAAAAACAUCAAUAUCACGGGAAAUAAACUUGUCGAUCCGUUCAAUGGGAGACAACACAACAACAAGAUAAAUAACAUGAACAAUAUGGCGAAGGUUACCAACGAACUUUUGCAUCACCAGCGAUGUGUCAACGAGUGCCCCAGACUAAUUCCAACACAACACUGUGGGAAAAUGUACAGGGAAAACUUUGAUGUUGUAUAGCACCAAGAGGACUUCUUCAUCAACUCACCUGAGUCACCUGAUAUUAUUGACUUAACAUUGAAUGUAAUUUUACCGUGUAUUUUUGUAUAUCAUUAUGUAUAGUGUACAGUAUCAAAUAGAGAAAAAAACUAUGUACAUAAGUGCGCUUCAUAUUGUUUUAAAAUAUCCUUAAAGGUUGUUAUUAUAAUUAUACUGUUGUUGAAAAUAUAGUUAUUAAUGGUGAGACGAUAUUUACUUUAAAAGUGUAGGAAAAUGUACUUUCAUGACACGGUUUUGUAGACUUUCCAUGAGGAAUAAUUUGCUUAUUUUUUGUGAUUGUGGUGAAAGUCAUGACACUCGAAAUUCAGUUUGUAAGAAAAUUGAAUUGUUAAGUUGGUCAUUACUUAACUUUUUUAUUCGAUUGUGCUUGUGGGACCUCAGAUUGCACUUGGGUUUUAAAUACAUAGGGAAUCAUUUAUUAAUUAACAAAGGCAAGGUAUACUCUUGGUAGUUGACAAAGACCAAUAUUACACUUGGUGUAGGGCCUAGCCAAGCAUAACAUGCAUACAAACACAAAUUGUGAAAAUUUGGGCUUAAAUUUUAUUCAAACUAGCAAGAAAAGGCACCCUUGUUGCUUACUUCAGUGCUUUGAGAAGGCUUCAUACCCGAAGCCUUUUUUAUGUUUAACUUUUGUGGUGAAGAUUUACCUCUUUCUAUUUAACUACAUUACUCCAAAGGAGGUUGUUUUUAUUAUUGUUUAUAAUAUCAACAAAUAUCCACUGCUCUUUACCAAGUGUUGUCAUGGUGUUUAAUUGUUUGAGUUUUAUUACCAAAAGUAUACCCUCCCUUUAAGGCAGUGCAUUUAAAAGAUGCAUGGACAUCCUUUCACGGGAGCAUUUUAUUUGUAAGUAAAACACAGUGAAGCGGCAUCUAGAAAUUAUUUAUUUUAAAGGAAAAACAAUAAUAGGAAAUAAUUUGAGUCGGUAGUUGGGAAAGUAUAAGGUAUUAUUUUGUGACUGGCUUUCACUUUCUAGCUCAGUAUAAUGGCCGUUGAACAGAUCCUUCAUGGAUUGUAUCCAUUUUAGUAAAUACAGUUAUGACAAUUUAUUCAAAGAUCACAGCACUCUUAUCUUGAGGAGAAAGAAACAACACUAACAACUAUUCUAGAUUUCGAAUUGUAGAAACAUUGUUGUUGCUUUGGGUUAUUGAUCAUUUCAAGUUGCAACAAGCAGGAUGAUAUUUUAGUAUGAUGACCGAUUUGUUUUACCCUUCGAAAAACCAGCAAAAUUAUUCAAUCUUAAAGAGUAUAUUCAAGCCAAUGUCAAAUGUCACAUGUGUGCCAGGACUGGUGGCCUGGCCUACUCAAUGUUCCUAUUUUUCUAAGAGCUAGGUAUCAUUUGCGAAAAAUUCACACAAAUAAAUGGUUUUCGAUUUGCUCAAUCGCACUUAUCUCACUUAACAAGUUACUGUUUAGGGCCGUAUGUGAAUUGGUGGCUGGUCUCAGCUACGGCUACGACUGUUGCUAAGGGUGUUGCUAAGGAUAUACUGUCAUUCAAUGCAUGAUUAUGCUUGAAUCUAGCCGUAGCUGUAGCCACUAGUUCAGACAUGGCAGUCAUUCUAAUGUUUUAUAAUAAAACAAACAGUUAUAUGAUAUAUCCAGCUUUUUGCAAUUGUUUGCAAACGGUGCUUUCUUGUGAGUCAACGGUAUUAAACUAAUAAACUCAAGGGCAGAAUUCAGUUAACAAUUCCAACCCGUUUCCAAACCAUUGAUUGGACCACACUGGUAUCUAUGCAGGCAUGUAAAUCUUAAUAAACUUUAGAAAGUUUGUAUUUUGGACGCAAAUCCAAAGACGCUUUCAUUUUUUCAUAAAGGAAUCUUAAGUAAAACAACUGAGUAAUUAAUUAAUUACAAUAUGUGGUGAUAAAAACAUCCACGCUGUAACUUGCCUCCAUUGAAAUACUUAGGAGUUUGGAGAUGACUGCAUUUUAUAUAAAUUAUAAGCCAUAGUGCUAAUACUGCUUCCAAUUAAAUGACCCGUAGUUUUGGUUUAGAAAUGUUCCCAGCCAACUUGCAUCAGGUUCUUGGCUGCGUGUUCUUGACGGAACUCCAAACACGUAACACACUUUCAUAUCGACACACUUUUUUAAUGACAGUUGAGAUGGAUCUAGAAAUGUUUACAUGUUAUUUGGAUUAUUUUGUGACAAAUAAUUGUUAAAACAAGACAAUAGUGAAUGAAAUUAAGCUUCUAAGUUGAUGUCAUUUUUUUCCCUAAUGCUAAUUCGGACUAUUAUCAGUCAGUGUAGGUCUCAUUUUGUUGUUAUUUGUAUGCAUCUCAUGCACAGUAAUGAAACAUUUUUAAGAGGUAAACAAAUGACUCGCCUGAGGAAUAAAAUGGGACACACUUUGUCUUGUCCUCUUGUUCUCACCAAUUCGAAUGAAUCGAGGAACCGUGUUGUUAUAAUAACAAAUUUAUGUCUGACAAUAAAUAUUAUUGACAACUUA
This is a messenger RNA of Asterias rubens (European starfish), 3737 nucleotides long. Its product is annotated as BMP and activin membrane-bound inhibitor homolog. NCBI's taxonomy places the organism in Eukaryota, Metazoa, Echinodermata, Asteroidea, Forcipulatida, Asteriidae. The coding region runs from base 386 to 1255 and encodes 289 amino acids. The transcript has 3 exons. The record is from RefSeq and is a predicted model, not a curated record.